This is a messenger RNA of Actinia tenebrosa (Australian red waratah sea anemone), 1480 nucleotides long. RefSeq lists its product as uncharacterized. The record is from RefSeq and is a predicted model, not a curated record. Lineage: Eukaryota; Metazoa; Cnidaria; Anthozoa; Actiniaria; Actiniidae.
AACAUUUGGUUCCCCGUGUUACUCUGAAAGGAUUCAAUUCUGUGUUGUGCCGUGGCUUUGUGUAUUUUGCCGUGAGUGAAAUUGUGUAGUGCCGUGGAAAUUUGUUAUUUUGCCGUAAAAAAUUGCGUAGUGCCGCAAAGAUUGGUUAUUUUGCCGUGAAAUAUUGUGUAGUGUAGUGCCGUGACAAUUGGUCGUUUGGCCGUGAAUAUUUUUUGUAGUGCCGUGUGAUUUUGAUUUGCCGUGACAGUUAUGGGCCACCGCAUGGGCCACGUACCGUAGUUCAUAAAGUAUGACAUGAACCUGAAGUGUCAACCCAGACCAGAGACCKCAAAAACUUCAAGAACUUCGCGAUACGUACAAAUCCGUGUCUUGAUUGGCUGAUUGCUCAAGUUGUUGCAAGAAUGUGGAUGAAAGCAGCACAGGAUUACCGGAAACACAAACUGGUGUUCACAUGUUUUGGAUGCUCGUGUAUAGCGAUUCCUGUUUUAAUCCAUCGUGGUWUACAUGGAAAAUACGGAAUAGGGUUUCAUGGACUUAGCAUUUUAUUUUUAGGAUUGCUUCCUUUCAUUGCUUUAUGGAUUGCACUUAGACAUCUAAAAACAAAGCGUUUGUGGCUUUCGUCAUUAACAGUAGCUACAUUGCUUUCGRCMUGUUUGGUUAUAUAUUAUCUUUCAAGUAACGGCCUUUGGUGCGCACAGCAUCCAAACGUGASGCGUGAAAUGUGCUCCAAACUUGUCCAGUUUGCGUCGUUUGCGGYGUCAUCGAACGUSACAUYAUGGUGGUUAACCAKGGGUGAYCUUUUAGCUAUCCAACGAGGCCGUCAAAUGCCAAUUCCCUGGGAGCACGAUAUUGAUGUUUGCAUUACACCUGAACAGUUUCCAAUGUUUGAAAAAGCUCUCAGGUCAAAUUUCGGCCUUUUCUAUCCGGAGGCAGAAAUCCUCGGGCCUGGGCACUGGUAUCUACCCAUCGACAUGGCAARGCUGGGGCUUUCAAGUAGAGACGCAGAAGGCGUAAACAUCGACAUCUGGACUUGUCCGCAAUUGCCUGGAAAUAUAACGCGCKUGCUUUAUUGUAAUGGCUUAAUGAAUGUUCCAGGGUCUUUGAACGAUCGAAAUGMGAUAUUGAAAAAAAGUUAUGGAGACUACUCUGUAAUCAAAUACGCACACCACAAUACAAUGUGCAGAAUUUGGAAUAGUUGGUAAUACAGAAUGUAUUUCAGUCCUCUAGCUUAUUCUUGCCUUUCACCUAGCGUCAUAAAAAAUAAAAUACAAACUAUCCACUCCACAAAACUGUUUGUCGAAAAUUUUUGUUAAUUUUUUCACACGGUUAAACAUGGCAAAGUAAUAUUGAUUUUUUAAGUGCGGGUAGUACCCAUUUCUCCUUACAGACCUGUUGAAACGAUCAAUAAUGAGUGUCCGUUGUGACUAUUGCUAUGCACAAAUACGUUGUUUAUGACACAUUAAAACAGACAGUACAUUAA